Messenger RNA from Linderina pennispora, 879 nucleotides. Its product is annotated as peptidase C54. The record is from RefSeq and is a predicted model, not a curated record. Lineage: Eukaryota; Fungi; Kickxellomycota; Kickxellomycetes; Kickxellales; Kickxellaceae. The annotation marks the transcript as partial. The transcript has 2 exons. Gene Ontology annotation, molecular function: protein-phosphatidylethanolamide deconjugating activity.
UUCCUGGACGGUAUGCGGCGAUUCUAUUUCACGUACCGCAAAGGCUUUGCAACGAUCACACCGUCGUUCUACACAUCAGACAUGGGGUGGGGAUGCACGUACCGUACCUGUCAGAUGAUGCUGGCGGAGUCGUUUUCGCGGGUGUUGCUGGGGCGGUUCUGGGACCCGUUCCGGCUGACCAGCGCGCAGCAGGCGAGGCACGCGCGGAUUGUUGAGUGGUUCCAUGACUCUGCAGACAGCUCAGCGUACUACUCAAUCCACAACAUGUCGCGUGUGGCGACGUACAUGGACAAGCGGAUCGGCGACUGGCUCGGGCCGUCGAUUGGGGCACAUGUGAUGCUGCGGAUAUCACGGAUGCACCACAAGUGCCCACUGGCGAUCCAUGUGGCACUGGACCAGGAGGUGUUUACGAAGGAGGUGCGCGAGACAGCGUUUGGCGGGCCAGCUCGGGGACCCAAUGGAUGGAAGCCGCUGCUGCUGCUGGUGCCGGUGCGGCUUGGGUUUGAGCGGGUUGACCCCAAGUACACGGAGAAGAUCAAGACGCUGUUCCAGAUCCCGCAGACGGUGGGUCUGGUGGGCGGCAAGCCGUCGCGGUCGUACUAUUUCAUUGGGCGGCAGGGUGACAACCUGUUCUUCCUGGAUCCGCACGUGACGCGCAACUUUUCGGAUUCAAGUGACUUUGAGUCACUGGGGAUUGCAGACACGGAUGAGUACCACACGACGCACAUCUGCACGAUCGGCAUCAACAAGCUUGAUCCGUCGAUGCUGAUCGGGUUCCUGUUCAACACCGAGGCGGAGUGGGAAUCGUUUGCGCAGGCGGCGACGGACAAGGACUCGUCGCGGGCGAUCUGCACAGGGGCGACGCCGCUGUUCACGCUG